Molecule: messenger RNA, 2670 nt
Organism: Paramacrobiotus metropolitanus
Lineage: Eukaryota; Metazoa; Tardigrada; Eutardigrada; Parachela; Macrobiotidae
Product: periplakin-like
Exons: 4
Coding region: 1-2670 (889 amino acids)
Source: RefSeq, a predicted model, not a curated record
AUGGCAGAUUUAGGGAAGAAUAGUUCGAGGGCGAUCAUAAAGAUUGACCCGAAGAUUCUUGCCUUGUAUCAGGAAGGACCGUAUGAUGCAUCGCGCCAGAAACGAUUUAAAUUUAAUGUGGAUGUUAUUCCACUAGAGCUGAUGUAUCGAGAAUUGGGCAUUGAGGUACCGGAUGUACCGUGUAUCCCUGAGCCGUACAUUAAGGAAUACGUGACUGAUGAGCAGUUCAAAGCUGCCGCGGAGCGCGCAUUGGAAAAAGCUCCAGAAUUCAAAAAGGAAGUGGAAUCACGGAAGUUACUGGCUGAAUUGGGGGAAAAAACGCCUCAAGCCUCAGAACCGUCAACCAGAUCCGUACAGGAGAAGGUUGUGGAUUCGGUGUCAAAACUGAAGGACAGAUCGACGCCAAAAGAGGUGCUAGCUCGUCCUCAGGAAGAAAAUCAACCGGUAACGGAAGUGAGCCUCAUUGAUUUUGACGAUGCCACGAUAGGCACAGAAGAGGACGACCACUCGUCUAACUAUGAAACACCGGCCAAUAAACAUGACGAAACAUUGCACUUACCCAAGAUGAAAAUUGUGCGCACGGGUCAAGCAACAUUUCAUGCGUCCCAGGCCGGACUGGAGAACUUUCUUUCGGACAAAGACUUUGAAUUCACCGAUGAGGAAUUUUUGGAACAAGCAGCUAAUGUCGAUGAUAAACUGACAAUAGCCAAAACAAAACAGGAAGUACAGGAAGUCGUGCGUGAUUCGAUUCCAUUCCUCAUCAAGGGAAUACGCAGAAUCGUGGCACAGUCUAAAUUGAAGCUAGACUCCAUCGGCGAAUCGCAAAAGCUGGAUCAGCUCCUACAGGAAGAGAGGAAGCAGAAAUUAAAAUUCCAGUCUGAAUUUAAUGAGAUGCGGAAGAAAUGCGAAGCAGCUCAUAAAGAGCGGGAUACCGCAUUGUAUAAGAAUCGUGCAUUAUCCGAUAGUUUACAAAAUUAUCGCGAUAAAUCGGACACGGAUAAAAAGGAAUACGACAAAUUGUUGGAAGAGUUUCAACAAUUAAAAGAUGGUAACCGUGAGUUGGAAAAUGCAGCGAAAGAACUUCAGAGGGAAAAUGAAAACUUGCGGGCAUCCAGAAGUUCGAAGGUGAACCAGCAGGCGGAAGCCGAGCUGCAAAAACAAAAUCAGAAAUUAACCGGACAGAAUCAAAGGUUGCGUACUGAAUUACAGCAACAGAGGGACGCCUAUGCGGAAUUACAAAAGAAAAAUGGACAGGAUGUGAAUGAAAUUGAAUCACUAAGGAGACAGUUGAAGGAAGAACAAAAGCGCAUUAAUCCAAGUGUGGAUUAUGUGGCGGAACUACAACAAGAGUUAGCCACAGUUAAAUCAGAGAACGAAAUGUACUUGUCCUCUUCGCAAGCGGCAACGUCGGCAGUAACCAAAGAUAGGGAAGAAACGCUGCUAGCAAUGAUUGAGCAGUACAAAAUUGAGACUGCAGCAGAAAAAGCGGAGAAGGAGAUACUACAAAAGGAGCGCAGAUUAACGAAAGACUGUGCAAAAUGCAUUAAUGCAGAAAAAGAAAUGAGGGAAGCACAGGCAGCAGCUUUUCAUACGGGUGCGGCGUGCGCAGAGAUGCAGGAAGAAAUUCAACACUACCGGAAUCAGCAUGCAGCUCGAGAAGUACAUUUCGAAUCGGAGGCGCCGUUGAGCGCUGGCGAUAUUAACUCCCCGUCUAGGAAGGACCUUUACGAUCACCAGAUUUUUGAACCGUCGGAUUCAAAUCUGUUGUUGUCUCAACAUCAGUGUCGCACGACGAAUGGAUGGAAUGACCGACAAACCUGCCAAGCAAUUUCCGGUGCAUUAAAAGGCGCUUCAUACAUUUGGUUUGCCGAAUUGUAUAAAGAUAAUCCGACGAGGACAUGGAACAGAUUCUUUAAACAGGCGUUAAUCAGGCAUUUCAACGGUGCAUCGUCGAAGGCGGAAAUGAGACGGGCAAUGAAUAACAGGCAUUGCCUAAAGGAAGAAUCAGUCCGGACAUAUAUGGAUAGUUUUAUGAUGUGGUUCAAGGAGUUACGAAUUGAGGAAGAGGAACAGGUGGAGGUCCUGUUGGAAGGUCUGAAAAAACACAGACCGGGCUGGUAUGCAACAUUAUACCGCAACAGACCAGAAUCCUAUGAAGAGUUCGAAGCGCAGGUGCAGGAUUGUGAGAAAUUGCAGAAAAUUCUGGAUGAGGAGAAAAAAGGCGGUGAAUCACGACAACGCGUAACUAUCCAAGAGCCAAGAAGUGCCGGCAGCAUCAAUGAUGCAGAGAACCGUACCAAUCGUGGCGGAUUUCAGUCUCGCGGAAGUUACUUCCAGCCGCGUGGAGGCCGCGGAAAUUAUUUCGGUAACAGAGGCGGAUACUCAAGACCGUAUUUUGGUUCAGGAAAUUACCAGAAUGUCCAAGCGGGAAGUCAGCCGUCACAGCCGCCGCCGGCGCAGGCAACUUCCGUUCCGAACAUAUCCCAGCCGCAAGUACAGUACAUUCCGUAUCCCGUAUACCAGCAGCCUCAGGCGCAGGAAAUGCAACCGGUACAGUUUGCACAGACAUUCCCACCGCCUCCCACAUCAGUAAUUCAACCGCAGAUGCAAGCGCCUGUUGUCCCGAUGCAACCAGUGCAGCAGCCGCUUCCACCAUUGCAGAAUUUCUAG